Molecule: messenger RNA, 790 nt
Organism: Phymastichus coffea
Lineage: Eukaryota; Metazoa; Arthropoda; Insecta; Hymenoptera; Eulophidae
Gene: ND-ASHI
Product: NADH dehydrogenase [ubiquinone] 1 beta subcomplex subunit 8, mitochondrial
Exons: 4
Coding region: 181-708 (175 amino acids)
Cellular component (GO): mitochondrion
Source: RefSeq, a predicted model, not a curated record
ACCAUGUGUAGUUUAAUUGGAAAAUCAUUUAUUUUCCUGCCAGGAUCGGCACGAUCUCUGGAUGUUGCAAUUUUCAUACAUAUGUUAGGUUUCUUUUUCUUUUACUCUCUGAUCUAGCUAUUUUAACUGAUAGAGAAGAAUAACACAACUGAAACUUCAUAUUAUUCAAAAACUGAAAUUAUGGUCGGAAAUCUAGUGAAAAGUGCAUCAGUGCUUGUUAGGUUAAAUUUAAAUAGAAAUGUAUAUACUUAUCAUUCCAAUUAUGCUUAUUGGAAUAAAGAUUGGUUACCUGGACCAUAUCCAAAAACUGAAGAAGAAUGUAUCAACGCCGCAAAAAAAUAUAAUUUACAUCCUGAAGAAUAUAAACCUUACCCUGAUGACGGAUUUGGAUAUGGCGAUUAUCCAAACCUACCAUACAAAGGCGUAGCACUUCGUGAUCCUUAUUAUCCUUAUGAUCAACCCGAAUAUAAAAGAAACUUCAACGAAUCUGUUCACAUCGACAUCGAUUUACUCAGCGAAGAUAGAUGUGAUGUAGGUGCAUCCCAACGGUAUUCACGUAAAUUCGUAAUACUUAGCUUUUGCAUCAUAUUUGGAGGACUUUUUGGAUCAUGUUAUCUCUCUAAUUCAGUUCCAAUUUUUCAACCUGUUAUGGAAAAACAAUAUCCAUGGAACGGAAAAAAGUAUUACACUUUUAUUAAGAAUCAGUAACAUUAACCUAACGUCUGUAUUUCUACCAAUCUUUGAGCAAUAAAAUUUAUUAAACCAUUCAAAGUUUAAUAUUUGAUUCGUG